AUGGACCGUCGAGAAAUGUCAAGACGAAGAACUUUAAUACAAUUGGACCAGCCAAUUUCUUCAAUCAGAGCAAAAAACAAAGCUGUAGACGAAGCAAAAAAGAAACAAGAAUCCAAAAAUACUUUACAUGAUUUACUUGGUGCAUAUAGUGAGAGUGAAGAUGAGGAGGAGGAUACUGUGCAGAUUGCCAAACAAACUAUUCCUCCGACAGUUGGAAAUACUGAUUUUACCGGAGAAACAAAUGAAUCUAUAGAUUAUCCCGAAGAUAGUAUAGAAGCAGCUUUGAAAAUGUUCAUGUCUGAAAUAAAUGCACUGCCAACUUCUACCAAUUCUCCUGCAUCAUCAAUAGCAGCAGCAGAUGAUGAAGUCGGAAAUAUUUCUAAAAAAGUUUUAGAAGCUAAAGAAAAUGAAACUGCUAAUUCGCAAUCAGCUGCUAGCGUAGUCACGUCCAUUAUUAAAACAUCAGGCGAAUGGCAACAGUGUUGGGAUGUAGAAAGUGAACGAUACUAUUAUUACAAUACCAAUACAGGCGAAUCUCGUUGGGAAUUGGAAAAUUUUCCUGAAACUUCCACAAAAGAUAAAAAUUUGUCUCUAUCAAUUCCUCCAUCUGACUCUCCAUUACACAUCCGUUCUCAUGACGUAUACAGCAGGCUUUCAAAUUUGGCACCAAUGGCAACACAUCUAAAUCUUUUAAGACAUCAGAUUGAAUUUUCUACUAGAAUGUAUGAUUGGCAAGUUGGAGCUUUGAAUUCACUAUAUUUUGAAAAAGUAAUAUUAGAAGGUCUUGAGAGAUUAUUAGAAGGAACUGAAGAACAAAUUACACCCACAGGAUGGAAAUGCAAAUGGAAAUCUGAUGCUCAAACUUAUACAUGGACACAUCUACAAACGAAUUAUGUCUCUAUUAAGUAUCCAACAGCAGAAUUAAUUACUGGCCUUGAAUCAAUUCCUGAAACCAACCAAGAUUAUAAUUCUAGCAUACCUGCUACAUAUAUUUCUUCAUUGGAUCCAAUCACCCAACAACAAUAUUUUGUUGAGCCUGUUGACCAGGCAACUACUACAACAACAACUGCAACGGUAGCAUCAUCAAAAGAUCAUUCACAAUAUUUUGUUACUGGUGACAAAAAGCGCAAGAAAGAAAAAGAAAGUAAUGUCGCUAGUAGUAGCAAUAGCAGUGUGUCAUCAGGAUUUCGGAAUAAGAAAAUGGCUUCUCUUGUUGAGAAAUGGAAGGCAGUUGAAGAUGAUUUACUUUCUAAUGAUGAUUGGGCUGAUUAUCAAAAAGGAUCGACAAAAUCCACAAAUCCGGAAUCAUGGAUUAAAGAACAAAUCGAAUCAGGCGAAGCAUUAAAUAAUCCGAAUUUAGAACCAAUAAAAGAUUUUUUGUAA
Messenger RNA from Entrophospora candida, 1383 nucleotides. The record is from the annotation of a GenBank genome assembly. Lineage: Eukaryota; Fungi; Glomeromycota; Glomeromycetes; Entrophosporales; Entrophosporaceae.